This is a messenger RNA of Thamnophis elegans (Western terrestrial garter snake), 3353 nucleotides long. RefSeq names its product KIAA1324 like (gene ELAPOR2). The transcript is spliced from 22 exons. Bases 85 to 3102 code for a protein of 1005 amino acids. The record is from RefSeq and is a predicted model, not a curated record. Lineage: Eukaryota; Metazoa; Chordata; Lepidosauria; Squamata; Natricidae. Gene Ontology annotation, biological process: positive regulation of BMP signaling pathway.
CGGGCCAGGCAGGCGGAGGAAGGCGGCGGCGGCGGAGGCUUGCCGGGAGGAGCGGGCGAGCGGGGCGCGGCGCCUGCCUGGGCGAUGCUUCGGCUGCGGGGCGCGCUGUGCUGGCUGGGCGGCUGGGCUGCGCUCCUGCUGGGCUGGCCGGCCGAUGCCGUGGCCGCCGCCGACAGCCUGCAGCUGCCGCCCUGCCGGGAGGCCGACUACCACUUUGAGUACACCGAGUGCGACAGCAGUGGGGCCAGGUGGCGGGUGGCCCUCCCCAAUCCGGGAGCCGAGUGUUCGGGCUUGCCUGACCCAGUCAAAGGGAAAGAGUGCACUUUCUCUUGCGCUUCUGGGGAAUACCUGGAGAUGAAGAACCAGGUUUGCAGCAAAUGUGCCGAAGGGACUUACUCACUGGGAAGCGGGAUCAAAUUCGACGAAUGGGAUGAUCUGCCGGCAGGGUUCUCUAACGUGGCCACGUACAUGGACUCCGCCCUUGGCUCAACCGAGAGCAAAGCAGACAGCUGUGCCAAAUCUUCGUGGGCCCCUCGUGGGAAUUACAUUGAGUCCAACAGGGACGACUGCACCGUCUCUUUAAUCUACACCGUCCACCUGAAGAAACCCGGCUCCGUCUUCUUCGAGUACCAGUAUAUUGACAACAACAUCUUCUUCGAGUUCUUUAUUCAGAACGACCAGUGCCAAGAGAUGGACUCCGCCAGUGACAAGUGGGUGAAAUUGACAGAUAACGGAGAAUGGGGCUCCUAUUCUGUAGCGCUGAAAUCAGGAACGAAUAUCUUGUACUGGAGGACGACGGGGAUCCUGAUGGGGUCGCAGGUGGUCAAGCCCAUCCUUGUGAAAAACAUCACAAUCGAAGGGGUAGCCUACACGUCUGAAUGCUUUCCCUGCAAACCGGGCACCUUUAGCAACAAAUCAGGUUCCUCCCUGUGCGAAGUCUGUCCAAGAAACACCUACUCAGAGAAAGGGGCCAAGGAAUGCACCAGGUGUCCAGAAGCCACCCAUUACUCAGAUGAAGGAUCGGGCCAGUGUCUGGAACGCCUUCCUUGCUCCAACAAGGACUUCUUCCAAAUCCACACGCCCUGCGAUCGGGAAGGGAAAACCCAGGUCAUGUACAAGUGGGUGGAGCCCAAGAUCUGCCAAGAGGACGUCUCCGAAGCGGUGAAGCUCCCUCCUUCGGGAGAGAAGAAAGAAUGUCCGCCUUGCAACCCGGGUUUCUACAAUAACGGCUCCUCUUUCUGCACUCCGUGUCCAGCAGGGAUGUUUUCUAAUGGAAAUCAGGAGUGCAAGGCUUGUCCUGCUGGCACUGAACCAGUGCUUGGCCUGGAAUACAAGUGGUGGAAUACGCUGCCUCUCAACAUGAAGACUUCUUGCUUCAACGUUGGGAACUCCAAAUGCGAUGGGAUGAAUGGCUGGGAAGUUGCUGGCGAUCACAUCCGGAGCGGAGCAGGAGGCUCCGAUAACGACUAUCUCAUUGUGAACCUCCACGUGCCAGGAUUUAAGCCUCCCACGUCGGUAACGGGGGCGACGGGCUCAGAGCUUGGCCGCAUCACCUUCGUGUUUGAGACCAUCUGCUCUGCAGACUGUGUGCUCUACUUCAUGGUGGACAUGAACAAGAAGAGUACCAACGUGGUGGAGUCGUGGAGCGGGGCGAAGGGCAAGCAGUCGUACGCCCACCUCAUCUCCAAGAACGCUUCCUUCACCUUCACCUGGGCUUUCCAGAGAACCAACCAAGGCCAAGAUAACAGGAAGCUGAUCAACGACGUGGCCAAGAUCUACUCGAUCACCGUGAGCAACGCAGUUGACGGAGUGGCCUCCUCCUGCCGGGCCUGUGCUGUAGGCCUAGAACAGUCCGGCUCCUCCUGCGUCCCGUGCCCUGUUGGCCACUACAUAGAGAAGGAAACCAACCAGUGCCAGGCGUGCCCUCCCAAUACCUACCUCUCUAUCCACCAGGCCUACGGAGAGGAACCCUGCGUCCCUUGUGGGCCUGGCAGCCAGAGCACCAAGGACCGUUCGGCCUGCUACAAUGACUGCCUCUUCUCCUCCGCCAGGAACAACCACAGCCUGACCUACGAUUUCAGCCGCCUGGGCAGAGUGGGCUCCUUAAUGAACGGGCCCAGCUUCACCGCCAGGGGCACAAAGUUCUUCCAUUUCUUCAACAUCAGCCUGUGUGGCUCCCAAGGAGAAAAGAGAGCCAUCUGUGCGGACAACAUCACGGACGUAACGCUGAAGGACAUGGUGUCCGAGUCAGAAGAUUACUCCAACGUCGUGAGGGCCUUUGUCUGCCAGUCGACCAUCAUCCCUCCGGACAGCAAGGGCUUCCGCACCGCUUUGGCCCUCCAGUCCAACAGCCUGGCCGACGUCUUCCUGGGAGCAACGGUUGAAACCACCCUGGGAAAUGUUAAUAUUAAGCCAGAAAUGUUUGGGCCAUCUGAAACCAAGCUGCCUGAUGUUCAUUUUUAUUACAAGUCGUCGGGAGCUUCCGCCACUUGCGAACACGGCCGGGCGUCCGUCGUGACGAUGCGGUGCAACCCCACGAAACUUGGCCAGGGAGAAAUUUCCGUCCCCAGUUCUUGUCCUGCAGGUACCUGUGAUGGGUGUAUGUUCAACUUCUUGUGGGAAAGCGCAGAAGCGUGUCCCAUGUGCACCGAGCAGGAUUAUCACGAGAUCGAGGGGGCUUGCAAAAAGGGGCACCAGGAAACCUUAUACGUCUGGAAUGAGCCCAAGUUGUGCAUCAAAGGGGUUUCCUUGCCUGAAAAAAAGAUUAUCAUCUGUGAAACGGUGGAUUUCUGGUUGAAAGUCGGGGCAGGGGUCGGGGCCUUCACAGGAGUCCUGCUCAUUGCCUUAACUUGCUAUUUCUGGAAGAAAAAUCAGAAAUUGGAAUAUAAAUACUCCAAACUGGUGAUGACGGCCAAUUCCAGAGAGUGUGAGCUGCCUGCGGCCGACAGCUGUGCUAUCAUGGAAGGAGAAGACAACGAAGAGGAAAUUGUGUAUUCGAAUAAACAGUCCUUGCUGGGAAAGCUCAGGUCCCUGGCCACCAAGGAAAAAGAAGACCGCUUCGAAUCUGUCCAGCUGAAAUCCUCCAGAUCUCAAAAUAUAUGACGGUUCGGUUCUGCCCGUCGAGCCCAAUUUCCAUUUCCAGGGGACCAAUGCUUCAAACUCGUGCUGGACCACAUCGGAGGGACUGGCUUCCUGCGUGAGAAACGUUGAGCGAUGGACACAGAAAGCAACAGAGAAAGAGAAGAAGAAGAAGAGGAAGGAGAAAAGGAGACACUGCCUUAUCGCGAGACUCAGUUGCCAAAAGCAAAGCCAGCCCUUGGCACCCCACAUCUGGCUCAACUCAGGGAAGGAGG